Messenger RNA from Camelina sativa (false flax), 1037 nucleotides. NCBI's taxonomy places the organism in Eukaryota, Viridiplantae, Streptophyta, Magnoliopsida, Brassicales, Brassicaceae. The record is from RefSeq and is a predicted model, not a curated record.
GCAAGGGAAGGAGUGAAGAUUGAGCACGAGAAGAAGUUGUCUGCGCUGCAGAGUCAGGAGUACAAAGGAGGUGAUGAAUCCAAGCUAAACAAGACUAAAACUUCCAUAACCAGAUUGCAAUCUCUCAUCAUUGUCACUUCAGAAGCUGUUUUAACCACGUCUAGUGCCAUUCUUCGCCUCCGGGACACUGACCUUGUGCCUCAGCUUGUUGAACUCUGCCAUGGAUUAAUGUACAUGUGGAAGUCAAUGCACGAGUACCACGAAAUCCAGAACAACAUCGUGCAACAAGUCCGUGGCCUGAUGAACCAAACAGAGAAAGGUGAGUCAACAUCAGAGGUACACCGGCAGGUGACAAGGGACUUAGAAGUAGCCGUAUCCUUGUGGCAUACAAGCUUUUGUCGCAUCAUCAAAUACCAGAGAGAGUUCAUAUGCUCUCUCCACGCCUGGUUCAAGCUGAGCCUGAGCAACGAAGAGCCAAAGAAACAGAGGCAGGAGUCGUUUGCCUUGUGUGAGGAAUGGAAGCAGAGCCUGGAGCGGGUGCCUGAUACGGUGGCGUCAGAAGCGAUAAAGAGCUUUGUAAACGUGGUACAUGUCAUAUCAAUAAAGCAGGCGGAAGAGGUGAAGAUGAAAAAGCGGACGGAGAGUGCAGGAAAGGAGCUGGAGAAGAAGGCAUCAUCACUUAGGAGCAUAGAAAGGAAGUACUACCAGGCCUACUCGACGGUUGGGAUAGGCCCCGGACCGGAGGCAUUGGACGGACGGGAUCCGCUGUCUGAGAAGAAAUGUGAGCUGGCGGCGUGUCAGAGGCAGGUGGAAGAUGAGGUGAUGAGGCACGUGAAGGCAGUGGAGGUGACAAGAGCUAUGACACUCAACAAUCUUCAAACGGGACUCCCCAAUGUCUUCCAAGCCUUGACCAGCUUUUCAUCUCUAUUCACUGAAUGUCUCCACACUAUAUGGGCCACCAAAGGCAUGGGCCGAGCCCAGAGAGGCCGAACGAAUUUGACUUAAUGGCAGUUGACGUUGACAUCGUACGCCGCACC